This is a messenger RNA of Paramecium sonneborni, 336 nucleotides long. Lineage: Eukaryota; Ciliophora; Oligohymenophorea; Peniculida; Parameciidae. The record is from the annotation of a GenBank genome assembly.
AUGGAUAAAAAGAAUCAAGUUAAAUAAUUAGAAUAAGAAAUUAAUGAUAAAUGGUCUCAAUUAAUUCAAUUUUAUUAUAAUCCUUUAAUCAAAUAAGCACAUAUUAAAAGUGUUCAUGAAAUUGCAAAAUGUUAGGAUUAAGAAUGCAUUGAAAAAUAAUUAGCAAAAAGAGAGGCACCAAAAAACUAUUUAAAAAAAAUAACUAAAACUUAUGAAAAUGGAAUUGAAGAUUGUUUAUUCAAUUGUAAGUAUUCUAUGGCUCUUGAAAUGGAAGAUUGCUAUAUUGAUUGUUUUUCAAACAUUAAGAAAAUCGUUGAUAAAUUACAUUAAUUUUGA